CCCACGGCUUUCCUCGCCGCUGUGGGAAAUACCGGCGACGAUGUCGCUUUUAAGGAAUGCAGUCCUAGGAAGCCCAAUUCGAACCGCAGUUCGCAGGAGGUUUGCUAGGCCUGCAGUGCAUAUCUGCCCUCAGCAAGCGUAUGCACCGGUGCAGUCUCGGAGAUCAGUAUCCACAACGACACAGAAACAGGCAAUAGUUCUCACCGGAACACAACCUGCGUCGACAUACAAAGCACAAGGAACAGCUCCUUUGACAGGCCACCAGACAACAAAUGGCUACCGACUAUGGCUCCGUGACGCCUGCUCCUGCAUCCUCUGCGUCGACCCAUCAACAAGACAGAAGGUCUUUGAAACACCCAAGAUCCCAGCCAACAUCUCCUACAAAAGCGUAACAGAGAGCAAAGAUGGCAAAUCCAUCUCCGUGACCUGGAACAAUGACAUCCCCGGAUUCGGACCUGAACAUACAUCCACGUACGAAAAGAAGGAGCUAGAGCGAUACGAUAACAACCCCGUAGCGGUCGAGAGCCUUCAAGCAAACGAAGCAGACACAUACAAGAUCUGGAACCGAGACCAGGUCACUGAGAAAAUUCAAUUCAUCGACUACGACAAGUCCAUGGAAGACGACAAGACCCUCUUCGAAGUCCUGGAGCAGCUGCGACUCUACGGUCUGGUGUUCAUCAAGAACGUCCCCGGCGAGAACGGGCCCGCCGCGAUGGGGAAGCGGAUCGGCAGACUGCGAGAUACGUUCUAUGGCGAGACGUGGGACGUCAAGUCCGUCCCGCAAGCUAAGAACGUCGCCUACACUCACCAAUUCCUCGGCUUCCAUAUGGACCUCCUAUACAUGGCCGACCCGCCCGGAUUCCAGCUACUGCACUGUAUUAAGAACAGCUGCGAGGGUGGGGAAUCUAUGUUCACCGAUGCCUUCUACGCCGUUAACGAGCUGCAAUCGAGCCAUCCCGCCGAAACAAGCGUAUUAGCAGAGUUCCCCGUCAACUACCAUUACAAGAACGCCGGGGAACACUAUCGCCACUCCCACCCCACCAUCAUCUACGACACCACCGCGCACGCCACUCGCGCUCCCCGCCCCCUAAAAUACGUAAACUACUCCCCCCCCUUCCAAGGCCCCUUCAACCUCGCGAACGGGACGUCCGACAGGACAUCCCUGGCGCGUCUGGCGAAGUACCAUGAGAUGGUGGGGAAGUUCCAGGAGAUCACGGAGAGGGAGGAGAACAUAUAUAAGUAUAAGAUGGGGGAGGGGGAGAUGGUGAUUUUUAACAAUAGGAGGGUGUUGCAUGCGAGGACGGCGUUUGAUGUUAGGGAGGGGGAGAGGUGGUUGAAGGGGGGGUAUAUUGAUACGGAUGUUGUGUUGAGUAGGCAUAGGGUUUUGAGGGAGGAGUUUGAGGGGUAAAUGUGGUUAGAAAAGCCGUCCAAGGGGUGG
Messenger RNA from Pseudogymnoascus destructans, 1438 nucleotides. RefSeq lists its product as uncharacterized. NCBI's taxonomy places the organism in Eukaryota, Fungi, Ascomycota, Leotiomycetes, Thelebolales, Thelebolaceae. Gene Ontology annotation, molecular function: oxidoreductase activity. Gene Ontology annotation, cellular component: mitochondrion. Bases 41 to 1408 code for a protein of 455 amino acids. The record is from RefSeq and is a predicted model, not a curated record. Gene Ontology annotation, biological process: carnitine biosynthetic process. The transcript is spliced from 2 exons.